AUGAAGUAUGGCAGACGUCUUAGUUUCUUUACGUUCCUGGCCAUGCAGUGCCUUUUUGGUGUUGUCACUGCCAUUGCUCCUGACAUUGUACAUUUCAUUGUUCUACGUUUCUUCGUGGGUAUCACUUCAUCUGCAGUUGUUGCAUCUCCAAUUGCUUUAGCACAAGAGCUGGUAGGUCCAAAAUACCGCACUCAAGUGUCAAUAUUAAGCCACUCUGCCCGAAGCUUUGGUCUCAUCUUUCUUUCCAUAAUGGCUUUCCUCGUACGGGAUUGGUCUCAUAUUGCUCUUGUCACUACGCUGCCUUUCCUUGCCUUCUUUCUCUUUUGGUGGGUAUUUCCAGAGUCACCUGUUUGGCUAAGAGAUCAAGGAAGAUAUGAAGAAGUGGAAAGAAUUUUCGAUGUAAUAGCUCAAGCAAAUGGUAGAGAGCUGACACCGGAAUAUAUCAUCAAUCUGAAGAGGCGUUUCCGCAUCGAGGGCUCCAUGCUGAAGGAGAGGCGGCGGAGCGGAAGAGAAAGGCGAUACACCAUUUGGGACUUAUUCCGAGGCUCCAAUACCAGCAGAAAAACAACCGCCAUCAUUUUUAUUUGGUUUACAUCCACCACUGCAAGUGUAGGUUUAAGCCUUUAUUCAUUGGAGCUGGAAGGCGACAUUUACGUAAAUUUCUUUAUGUCAGCUGGAGCAGAAGUUGCCGCUGCAGCGGUGAUUGUGGUCGCUGUUGGACACUGUGGUCGACGAUGUUCUUUUUGCCUCAGUUCCGCUUUAGGUGGAGCACUGACGCUUUCUAUCGCAACUACACAAACAGGGACAACAUCUCGACUGACAAUGUUCGUCGUGGCUAAACUUAGCAUAUCCUCUUCAUCUGUCGUUCUUCCCCUGUGGACGGGGGAAUUACUUCCUGCUGUUGUUCGAUCUUUAGGAAUACAAUUAGUAGACAUGGUCGGGUUAAUAGGACCUAUAGCUCUUCCUUUUAUACUGCAUCAGGGAAGAAAAUCACCCGGGGUGCCUUUAAUAACUUUAGGUUCAUUGCAACUUCUUGGUGCGCUUGUGUCCCUAUUGCUUCCAGAGACAAUCCAUCAGAAAACCCUCCUUACUUUAAAAGACGGAGAAGAAUUCGGAAAACAUCGGACUUGGGCAGAUUGCUUUCGCCUUGGGCCGCCGAGGCAGGAAGCAAAGAAUGGAAUUUUGAAGAACAGGGGCCCACAACCUCAAUCUCCAAUACUUAGUCUUCUUCGCAGACAAGACAGCUUACGCCGAGCCAGUUCUGAAGGGGAUCAAGAUCAUUCAGAUCCUCAAUCAGAGAGCUCUACCGAGCAAGGAUCAAUAAUUGAAACAGUCAAGAUAACAGUUGUAUAGUUGUCAAUAGUUUGAUACAAAGUCAUGCUUAGUUCAAGAAAAAAAGUAAAUCGCGCUUGGAGAUUUGUGGAAAAAAACUGGACAGUAAUCUUCUAGCAUAGAAAGAAAAAUUAUUAAUGCCACAGAGAGUUAACUUCAUAAGUUAUUGCAACUGAUUUUAAUCGCUUUAGUCACAAAAGCGUAUAAUACAUAAAUACAUUUGAAAACUGUUUUAUUAUAUUUUCUUUCUUUAUUCUUUUUUUGAACAGAGUUACAUACAUAACUCUAAUCUUUUUUCUUUUAAUCUAAAAGAGGCAUCUUCGGAAGAAGACAAAUUUAAA
Messenger RNA from Uloborus diversus, 1673 nucleotides. Its product is annotated as beta-alanine transporter-like. Gene Ontology annotation, molecular function: transmembrane transporter activity. The transcript has 10 exons. The record is from RefSeq and is a predicted model, not a curated record. NCBI's taxonomy places the organism in Eukaryota, Metazoa, Arthropoda, Arachnida, Araneae, Uloboridae. Gene Ontology annotation, biological process: transmembrane transport. Bases 1 to 1353 code for a protein of 450 amino acids. Gene Ontology annotation, cellular component: membrane.